AUGCCGGGCGAGACACCCAAGAUCCAGUCCUACUAUGUGCCAUCGCUCGGACCCGCUCCCAAGUGGGCCAGCUUCCUCGACAACCUCACCGAGGAGCUCGAAGAGGACAAACAACUCGUCUACGAAGACUAUAAGUUUAUCACACGUGAAGAGGUCGAGCAACUCAACAUGGUCAACAUGAUCGGCACGGGCUACCUCAAGGCAUACAUGCACGGUUACUUUAUCCACAUCAAGCUCUACAACAAGAUCAAGGCCAUCCAGAACCCAUUCGAGUACGAGCAGUACCGUGCCCAAUUGGUGCAAGACGCCAUCAAGGAGCAGGUCAGCUCGCGUGUCUCGGCCACCGCCAAGACGGCCGUCAAAACACCCAAGGUCAACAGCAAGCUCGCCCAACGUCUCGAGGCCAAGGCCAUCGCCACCGAGGACGACGACAAGAGAGCCAUUGCCGAGCAGACCACCAAGUCUAUCAUGUCAGACUCGCGUUUCGGCCGUGUCUUUACAGACAAGGCAUUCGAAAUUGAUGAAACCUCUCAAGAAUUCAAAAAACAUAAUCCAGCUGCCAAACUUGCUAAAUUGGAUUCAAUUUAUAAAGAACAUUUCCAAAAUGUUCAAGAUGAUGAUGAAGAUGAAAAUGAAGAAGAAGAGGAAGAAAAAUCAACAACAAAGAAAAAUAAUAAUAACAAAAAGAAUAAUAAUAAUAAUAAUAGAAUGGAAAUUGAUUCAGAUGAAGAUGAAGAUAAUGUAUAUGAUCAUGAUUAUGAUAGAGAUGAAAUGAAUAAUGAAAAGACAAAGAAAAAAUCGGUUGGUUUCUAUGAAAUGAAGACUGGACAUACUCUAUCAUCGUUGACUGGUACCAAUCAAAAUAUCGAUAUUCUCAAGAAUGCACCACUUUCCAUUAGAGUUGAUACCCACGACAAGGGUAUUUCCAAUCUCAAGAAUGCCAAGAUCAAAAAGACUGACACUGCCGAAAAUGCAGCUGCCGAAAUUUCAUUUAUUCCUUCUAGUACUGGUAAAAGUAAAAGAGGUGGAAGUAGCAGUAGAGGUGGAAGUAGAGGCGGUAGUAGCAGUAGAGGUGGAAGUAGUAGAGGUAGAGGCGGAAGAUAA
Molecule: messenger RNA, 1104 nt
Organism: Cavenderia fasciculata
Lineage: Eukaryota; Evosea; Eumycetozoa; Acytosteliales; Cavenderiaceae
Gene: nol10
Product: NUC153 domain-containing protein
Exons: 1
Coding region: 1-1104 (367 amino acids)
Biological process (GO): maturation of SSU-rRNA from tricistronic rRNA transcript (SSU-rRNA, 5.8S rRNA, LSU-rRNA)
Cellular component (GO): 90S preribosome; small-subunit processome; nucleolus
Source: RefSeq, a predicted model, not a curated record